This is a messenger RNA of Amphiprion ocellaris (clown anemonefish), 6720 nucleotides long. RefSeq names its product membrane-associated guanylate kinase, WW and PDZ domain-containing protein 2 (gene magixb). The transcript is spliced from 17 exons. Gene Ontology annotation, molecular function: protein binding. Gene Ontology annotation, biological process: signal transduction. Lineage: Eukaryota; Metazoa; Chordata; Actinopteri; Pomacentridae. The record is from RefSeq and is a predicted model, not a curated record. Gene Ontology annotation, cellular component: cytoplasm. The coding region runs from base 434 to 4798 and encodes 1454 amino acids.
AAGUGAUGCUGCUGAUGCAGGUACAGAGAUCCCGAGUAGAGGGCGGUACUUUUAACUCUUUUAUUCCCUCCCCUCCCUUCCGCGCUCCUUAACUUCUCGUGAGACCCUUGUCAUUUGCCAUUAAUCAUUGUUUCUUUCCUCCAAAAAGUGCAUUUUUAGGAGCGGGGCCACCGACCUAACCACUCUUUGAAAGUAGCCGGAGCUAAUCCAAUCUUCCUCAAUUGACGCCCUGAGAGCACCGCGCCUGCAGUUCAAUGACACCUCCAGCCGGUCAAAUCGAUAGUACCGACGUUUGUGCCCCCCUUUUUUGUUGAAUCCUUGUAAUUGCAUCGACUAGAAGACACCAGUGCAUCCGUGAAUAAUUAACCUGGAUGAUCCGAACCAAACGAAGACCGCAAGGAAGGAUCUGACGCGAACAUGAAGCUCAUUUGCCAUGUCUAAGACAGCGGUGAAGAAGCUGCACUGGCGUUCCAAGGUGCAGGACAGCUUCGUCCCUUUGCUGGGCUCGUCGGGGGAGCUGGGCAUCGCCGUUGGUGGAGGAGCAGAUUAUGGAGAGUUUCCUUUUGUCACAUCGGCUCCGGGGGGCGGCCUCACAGUGGGUUAUAUCAUCCUAGAGAUCGGGGGAACACCGGUAUUGGGAAUGACAUUAGGAGACGUCCGCGGCAUCCUCAACUCUUGCCCUCAUCCUAUCCGUAUCAAAACUGUGUCUCCAGGCUCCACAUUGUGCAAGGAUCUCAGGUUGUAUCUGAGUAAAUGCUUCACACCCGGUUCGGUGGACAGCCAGCUUCAGCAGGUCAUUAGAGAGAACCUUUACCUCCGCGCUGUGCCCUGUACAACAAGACAACCCAGAGAGGGGGAAAUCUCAGGGGUAGACUACAACUUUGUGUCCAUUGAGGAGUUUUUCUCCUUGGAGGAGUCGGGAGCGUUGCUGGAGAGUGGAAAGUUCAAAGGGAAUUACUACGGCACACCGCGGCCCGUUCACAUCAGUGCAGAGAGCCCCCCCAUCACGUACCAGGAACACCGCAACCUGCUCAGAAACUUCCGCACACGCAGCAAAUCGCUCAGCAACCUGGAGAAGACUGCAGAGGACGGCAUAAACGGCGAGGACGACUCAGGCCUGUCAGGAGGCUCUGCAGGUGUCAGCAGCAGCAUCCCUCUUGGCCACCGGUCCCCCGGUCGGCCCCGGGCGUCCAGCAGCGGUGGUGAUGGUCAUGGCAUGGAGAACGGGAUCAUCUGCAGAAGAAGUGGUGCCAGAGUGAGAGGUGUGAUGCCUGAUCACUGGGAGCAGGCCUUCAGUGACCCAGGAGAGUCACUUUACAUAGAACGCAGCCCAAAGAGGACCAGCUGGCAGAGUCCUCGAGCCUCAAGCAGGGAGACCAUCUACAAAAAUGAAUGGUUCACUGACCAGCCUGCGGAGCUCAGGGGUUUUCCUGUGCACACACACUUGACCAAGGGCUCCAGAGGCUUUGGUUUCAACAUUGUGGGGGGCAGCAGGCCAAGAGAGUUCCUCCAGGUCUACAGUGUGACUGCUAGUGGACCCUCUGCCCUCAAGACAGCGGACAUCCUGGUGUACAUCAACGAUGUUUGUGUGCUCGGAGUGUCUCACAAAGAGGUCGUAGAGAUGCUCAAGUCAGUGCCUGUGGGCCACAGUGUGGAUGUAGAAGUUAGAAGAGGGUAUCCGAUGCUCUACAACCCCGACGGAUGUCCCAAGCAGCCUCCGCCAAGGUUACUGGACAGCGGGGACCCCAUCCUACCACCCACCACCACCCAGCCUCAGCCUUUUCACCAGCUACCUCGCCUCCCAACACCCACACCCCAGACCCAGCACUUUAACUUUAACGGCUUCCACAGUGACGGGAGCUACAUGGAGCCCGGGAUGGCUCUAGACGCCAAUGGAAACGCCAUGUCUUUGGCCUCCAGACCGCUGCCCCCCUACAGGCGCUCUAGUUUGAGCAACGCUGCCUCUUCCCCUCCUGUUCGUCCGCCUCGUUCCAUCAGAAGUUUAGCCAGACUGCAAUCACUCGACCCAACGCUGGCCAGCCAGAGCGACAGUGAGGUUGUUUCAGCCAUUGGUUCACACAGGGCAUCAAUGAUCCGCAAUCACAACAAUAACUCCCUCUCGACGCCGCCUCAUCCUCUACGGUACGGCACAUCCAAGUCGUCAGAGAGUGACCUGUCCACAUGCACCUUGUCGGGGUCUCGGCUGCCCCUCCCUCAGUCGCCACGGAGGCCCUCGUCUUCCCCCGGCGGCCCUCGCAGCCUCCACUCCCACCUGUUCAGGCCACAGACCUCACACCUCCGACCUCCGCCCACCCCAGACAGCCCCCACCACCGGGGUUUCAACGGUUUCCAUGGCAACACCAGCCCCACUGCCAGUCCCAGCAGUGUGUCCUCUCCCGGGGCCAUGAGUCUGGGCAGUGGAGUUGGCAGUUUCAGCGGUGGAGAGCUGGUGCCGGUGGCCUUGGCCCAGGCUGAAGGAGACAGAGGCCUCGGCUUCAGCGUGACGGCUGGAGGGCCUGGAGGCAGGAUGACUGUGGUGAAGAGAGUCUGGGACAGGAAGCAGUGCAACUCCCUGCAGCCAGGGGAUGCUAUUGUCAAAAUCAAUGGAGCUGAUGUCCAGAGUCUCAGUUUUGCACAGGUACAAAUAGUUUUGCAGGAACACACCAACCAGGGAGAAGUCGUUUUACUGGUUUACAGAGGAGGCAUUUAUCAUUCAACCGUUUCCCCCGGCUCUAUUCGAAGACUCCCUCCACCUCUGCUCCGUCCUCCUCCUCCACCUGUUGGCUCAGAUACCUCCUCUCUGCUCCCAGAAGUUCUGCCGAUGCCCCGCACCUCCAUCAGCACCCCUCCCUCCCCAGCCCCGGCACGAUCCUCUCUGAUCCAGAGCACCAGUUUCCUGGAGUCCAUCCCAGUAACCCUGACCAUGGAGCCCAAAGACUGGAUGAACACGGGCCUGGAGGACGAGGCCGGCGGCGUCCCGAUGCCGGACACAGGUCUAGAGAAGCAGAGCGGCGAACGAACUCGACCACUUCGAGGGUUUGAUGUGGAGCUGAGGAGGAAGCCAGGAGAGGGCUUUGGGUUCGUCAUCGCCUCUCAGGAUGUGGAGAACGGCAAAGCUGCCUCUCUUCUUCCCCACCGGUUUGUGACGGUCCGUCGAGGCAGUCCGGCAGCUAAGAGCGGUCAGAUCCGGCCUGGAGAUCGUUUGGAGGCGGUGGAGGGACGAUCAGUGGUGACUCUGCCUCAUAGGGAGCUCGCUCAGAUACUUCGCAGAGCUGGAAAUACUCUCCGCCUCACUAUUGUCCCCCGACCCAGCACCUACUCUUCAACCCUUGCAGAAACAUCUGACUAUGACCCCGCUCACCGAGGCAGGAAGGGUCAAAGGUCACGUCCAAAGCGUGACUCCAGGUACUACAGUGUCGAUCUGGAUCGUGGCCCCUCAGGCUUCGGCUUCAGCCUCCGAGGGGGAAGUGAGUACAACAUGGGCCUCUAUGUGCUGGGAUUGAUGGAGGGGGGGCCCGCCUCACGGAGCCAAAAAAUGCAGGUGAGCGAUCAGCUGGUGGAGAUCAACGGGGACAGUACGGCAGGUAUGACCCACAGUCAGGCUGUGGAGCAGAUCCGCAGAGGAGGCCAUCGCAUCCACCUGGUGCUCAAGAGAGGAAACGGCUACGUGCCUGACUACGGCCGUGAGCACCGAAUCACCUCCCCCUCCCUCCUGCAUCACCCCAAGGAGCAGGGUUUGGCUGCAGUAGACUCCGCUGGAAGGAGGGGGCGCACUUCCAAGAAGAAGAGAAGCAAGUCGCAGGGAGACGAGAGAGGGACGGAAAGGAGGGGAAGAAGAAGACGGGGCUCAGAGGGAGGAGAGCGCUCGGCUUUACAAAGCCCCAUCUCUGGGCGGAGAGGAAGGUCUCUGGAAGGCAGGGAUGGGAGGAAGAGGAGGAGAAAAGGGGAGACUCAGAGUUUACCCAGAGAUGCCCUAAGGAAAUAUGAUGAUAGUGAUACAGAAAAAGGGACAGUGAAGGGAAGGAGAAGAGGGAAACACAGAGGGAGGGGCAGAGAGAGGAAAAGUAGGAGUAAAGAAAGGGUGAGGGUGGCAAAGGGUGAGGAGUCUGAGCAGGAAGAGGAGGAGCAAAUAGUACCUGCUGCUGAAGAGGAGGUGGAGGAAAGAGUGGAAGAAAGGGUGGAGGAAGUGGAAAUAGCAGAUUUAGAGGGAGAAGAGAGUGAUGACGAAGUUUUCCUGCCCAUUCCAAGCCCUAACCAAAAGCUUCCCAGUCCCAAACAGAACUGGGAGGAGGAUGAGGAGGAGGAGGAAAACUGGUACAUUGCAGCAGAGUACAGGGAGCUGAGGACAGAACAGGAGCAGGAGAGGUCAUGGGAUGAUGACGGGGGGGAAAAUAAAGACUCAGAGAUGCAUGAGGAUGAAAAAGAUGACGAUGCGCAGAGCGGGCAACAGGAGAGGUCAUUGCCGGGCGUUGCUGUGGUCGAUCCGGUGUCACAGAGAAAGCCCUUCUCCUUCCUCACCUCCACACUGUCCGUACAGCAGCUGGGGGAUGAUGAUGAUGAUGAUGGCGAUGAUGGUGAUGAGUCAGAGUCUGGAGGCAGCCAAUCUGACAGCAGCGUGUCUGCUGCCAGCAUCUCAGGCCUCUCUCUGGCUGCCACAGAGGCAGGCGGGCGCAGGGCAACGGUGCUGCCAGGCCCUUGGCUCCCACCCAGGCAGCAGAGGAGCGUUCAGGCCGUGGAGGAGACCAGACGGGCCGGAAGGCGGACGGGACGGAGGGGAGGAAGAAGAGCUGUCCCUUGACUUCUAUCAUGCAGCGGCUGAAUGAUACCAGAUCCGAUCCUGUCAGUUCCACACUGUUAGACCUGUUUUCUGCAGCUACCCGCACUACGACUACCAACAUUUUCACUGAUUCACUUUGAUACCUACAGUAGUAUGAAGUCAUAUUCUUCGUGCCUUUUUACAGCUGAUCUCUGGCUGAUGUUAAAUGUCAGUAUCGCAUUUUAACUCCCAAAUGAUAGCAAAGGUUAUCUCUCCCCCCAACACUGUCAUUAUUUUUCUUCCAAAGCACCUCCUGAGCUUCUCCUGAUUUUACAUUUGCGGCAUGUGUGAUGGUUGUUUCCAGGACAACAAGGCUUGUUACCUUCAUUCAACCUACUUCCUUGCUCUCACUCACUUUGUAGCACCCAUUAAACCCACCACUUAAGAAUAGACAUCAGAUUUUACCUCAUGAAGAUACUGAGCAAUAAUAAUGCAACUGUCCGAGACUAUCAGCCAUCCGUAGUUACCGCACCAGGUCGAGCUGGUCUGAGAGGAAUCAGUGUAACAUGUUUGUACAGCAUCCUCUUUGUCUUAUGUGGACACUUGCCUCAACUUGUCACGUCGUUCCAUGCAACUGGCUAUUUGAUUGUGAUGUUGCAAAUCCCUUUUGAAAGCAGGUGUGAAAUCUAUAUAUUCUGUAAAUAUUUGUAGAGAAAAUUAGAUUGUAAAUACUAUAAUAAAUGGAGCCCUGAUUUGUAUUACUGUAUUGUAAUAUAGCAUAAUAGGUCUAAAUAUUUGAAUAUAUGCAGUAUAUCUCUAUAUUACCGACAAACAGCUAACCGUUCAUAUUAUUUAUUAAAGUGUGAUGACAGAUUACGUGGUACCUAGCUUUUGUGAAGGCUCGAAAUGUAAACACAGCCUAUAUUGUACCAUCCCUAUUUAUACAUGAAUGUUUUGUAAUAUGCUGCUUGAGUGUGGAUUAGGAUGAUCUGUGUCGUACCCUACUUCAGAAGUAAGCAAAAGAUGCCAAAAAUAUGCAUCUGGCAGUGUGCAUAUUUCAAGUACUGUUAAUGUUGUGUAUGUGGGGUCAGAACAAAAACCACUAUCUAGAUUCUAGAGAGUGCUGUGCCCAUCGUGCCACGUACAGUUGCCUUGGUAACAUAAACCACUUUAUCCUAACCACUGAUUUUUCUUACUGUGAAAACCUUUGUUCAGAGGUCUCUAAUGCUAAACGUCGGUGGGCCGUUUAGUAAUUGCAGUCAUGCCAAAAAAACAAUUUACUGUAAAAGUCCACAAGAAGGAAUUUCUCCACAAUCUGAGAUGGCAAAAUAAAAUAGCACAUUGUUUUUUCUUUUGCUCUUUUUUUAAAAAUUCUGUUAUGGAUAAAAAAACAAACAAACAAAAAAACAGGAAUCAAGCUGAAUGGAUACUGUGAGAUGUUAUUUUUCUAUGAGAUCUAUCUUUUUUGAUAUACUCAGGUUUUCAGAUACUUUGCUCUCUAGAAAAGCCAUUAGGAAGAAAAAGCUACAGAGUGACUUCACAGCAUUUUCCCAACACACACGACUGGAUUCCUUUGAUUUGAAAGUUAAAGCAAUAUUCUGUUGACUCUCUGUGGAGGCAUUUGGAGACGCAGACUGUUAUUUGUUACCAGUCCAGAACCAUCUAAAGGUUGAUGCUGUAAGUGAAGUCAUUCCUUCAUUUGUAACAACAGCAACUGAAACAAACUGCUUGGUGUGAUCCGUCCAUUCGUUUGUGGUGCUGUGGCGAAGCAAACACACUGAACUCUCCAGCCAAUGACCAUACAUACACUGUAGCUUGGUAGCCUAUAUAUAAGACUUAUUUUAUAACGUUUGCUAAUAUUCUUUUUUUAAAUCUUUCAUUUCCUAUGGGGGAUUGUAUGGCUGAACUGUAAACACAUUCUCAUAAAACUGCAAAUAAACUGCUGAACCAAUUUCCUCAUGUCA